GUCACAGCUACAGACCUAAACUAGGGCUCUAGCCACUCCUCUAGCUCAUUCAGAAAGCAGAAGUCGCAUCGCUAUCCUCCUUGAGCCUUCCACAGCCUUAAAUCAUUCACCAUGGCAAGUGUACGAGAGAACCUAUUUUCCAGCGUUGCAAAAGAGAAGACAAGUGCUCCCAAAAACAAGAUUACAAUUGUUGGAGUUGGCCAAGUUGGCAUGGCCUGUGCAGUCAGCGUCCUUCUGAAGGAACUGCCUGAUGUGCUUGCCCUGGUCGAUAUCUUGGAAGAUAAACUGGAGGGGGAAAAGCUGGACUUGCAACAUGGAAGCCUGUUUCUUAAAACUCCAACCAUUGUAGCAGGCAAAGACUACUCCGUAACAGCUGACUCUAAACUCGUUGUGGUCACUGGUGGGGUCCGUCAACAGGAGGGAGAGAGCCGGCUGAACCUCGUACAGAGAAACGUAAACGUCUUCAAGUUUAUUAUCCCUCAGGUGGUGAAGUACAGCCCUGAUGCUACUAUCCUUGUGGUUUCCAAUCCAGUUGAUAUCAUGACAUAUGUGACAUGGAAAAUAAGUGGCUUGCCACAGCACAAAGUCAUUGGAAGUGGCACUAACUUGGAUUCAGCAAGAUUCCGCUACAUAAUCUCUCAGAAACUUGGUAUCAGCACUUCAAGCUGCCAUGGCUACGUCUUGGGUGAACAUGGGGACUCUAGUGUGCCCGUUUGGAGUGGAGUGAAUGUUGCUGGAGUCACCCUUCAAUCACUCAAUCCUGAAAUUGGAACUGACAAGGAUCCAGAGAACUGGAAACAGGUCCACAAAGAUGUGGUUGCCAGUGCUUAUGAUGUGAUCAGACUAAAAGGAUACACCAACUGGGCUAUCGGCAUGAGUGUGGCUGACCUGGCAGAGUCAAUACUGAAAAACCUGAACAGAGUCCAUCCUGUAUCAACCAUGGUAAAGGGAUUAUAUGGCAUGGAGGAUGAAGUCUUCCUGAGUCUUCCAUGUGUCCUGAACUCUCAAGGCCUUGUGGAAGUUGUGAAGCAGAAAUUGACGGAGGAUGAAAAAGCUCAACUGCAGAAGAGUGCAGCGACCCUGUGGGGCAUCCAGAAAGAUCUUAAAGACCUCUGAAGUCCUAAAUCAGUCAUUACAGUCUGCACCCACCUUGCCUUUCUAAAAUUAUUUAGGUUCUUGUACACAGGUUUAUAGAGUAAUAUAGUUGUCAGAAUAAAAAUCUGAUGUAACUGAA
This is a messenger RNA of Nanorana parkeri, 1234 nucleotides long. RefSeq names its product L-lactate dehydrogenase B chain-like. The record is from RefSeq and is a predicted model, not a curated record. Lineage: Eukaryota; Metazoa; Chordata; Amphibia; Anura; Dicroglossidae. Gene Ontology annotation, molecular function: L-lactate dehydrogenase (NAD+) activity. Bases 112 to 1116 code for a protein of 334 amino acids. The transcript has 8 exons. Gene Ontology annotation, cellular component: cytoplasm. Gene Ontology annotation, biological process: carboxylic acid metabolic process.